Epithele typhae is the source of this 2181-nucleotide messenger RNA. RefSeq names its product oligopeptide transporter. The coding region runs from base 1 to 2181 and encodes 726 amino acids. The transcript is spliced from 24 exons. The record is from RefSeq and is a predicted model, not a curated record. Gene Ontology annotation, biological process: transmembrane transport. Gene Ontology annotation, molecular function: oligopeptide transmembrane transporter activity. Lineage: Eukaryota; Fungi; Basidiomycota; Agaricomycetes; Polyporales; Epitheliaceae.
AUGGCCCCCCACGACGGCGUCAGCCAGCUGCCCACCCUCGUCGCCGCGCCCCUCGCGGUCGUCGACGACGCCCCACCGUCUUCCCCCACCUCCUUCGACGAGAAGGCAGACGUCAAGAUCCUCGGGAGGCGCACCGACACCGCGGCAUCGUUCGACUCCGCCGACGCGAAGGCGGAGGGCGGUCCGGGCACCCUCUACGACGAACUUGAGGGCGACAGCACCGUCCAGCUCGUGAACGGCGAGCCGGUCAUCACCGACGGCCGCGACGUCUCCCGCUUCCUCAUCGACCCCCGCGACGACGGCGACGCUGCCCUCACCUUCCGCUCGCUGUGCAUCGGAACCGUGCUCGCCGGGCUCGGGGCGGCGCUCUGUCAGAUCUAUCUCUUCAAGCCGAUCCAGAUGACGGUCUCGACCGUGUUCCUCAUGCUCAUCAUCUACAGCAUCGGCAAGGCGUGGGCGCGCUGGCUCCCAACGGCAAACGGUAAACUGACGCCUUCGCAGCAUGUGGUCGCCUCGCUCGUGGCAUCUACUGCCGCCGGCGGAAGCACCGCUGUAAUGAAUUUUGCCGUGCAGCGUCUGUACUACGACACCAACGUAGAGGCGACUACCGCCGUGCUCGCGACAUUCUCUACCGCAUGCUUUGGAUACGGUCUGGUGGGCAUCCUCCGUCCGUUAAGUGUAUACCCAAGCGAGAUGGUGUACUGGGCCAAUCUCCCGACCGUCACCAUCUUCCAAAGUAUAUUCGCCCCAACGCCGCCGAUAACUCGCCUUAAGCUCUUUUGGGCGUCCUUCACGGGGAUGUUCAUCUGGGAGAUUUUCCCGGCGUACAUCUUCCCGCUCCUGAACGGCAUCAACAUAUUCUGUUUGACGACUCAGCACGUUCCGAGCGGCGCGCAGGAUUACAUCGGUUCUAGCUACUUGAGCUUUCCUUUGAUCCAACAAGCGAACUCCUGGGUCGGAUACGUGAUCUGCUACAUCGUGAUCAUGGGCAUAUACUAUACCAACGCGUGGAAUUCCUUGGCCUUCCCGAUGCUCUCCACGUCGCUCUUCGCGCAGAACGGCACCGUGUACAACCAGCGCUACGUCUUCGGGCCCACGUUCACCCUCAACGAGACCGCGCUCGAGGAGAUCGGUCUCCCCGCGCUCACCGGGUCGAACGCGUGGGCGAACCUGACGGCAAACCUCGGGAUCGGUGGCCUCUCGUUCAAGCAGGCGCGGGACAAGUCGCAGCCGGACCCGCACUGGAAGAUCGUCAACAUGAGGUACAAGGAGGUUCCCUGGUACUGGUACGGCGCCUCCGUCCGCUGGUUCGCAGGGCAGACCACGCUCCCGUGGUGGUCGUACAUCCUUGCGCUCCUGGUGGAGGUGAGACCAAUCCCGUCCGCAUUCAUUACGCCGUUCUCGACGAUCCUGUUCGCGCGCAUGGGCAACGGUAUCGCGACGAACCAGCUGAUGAAAUGGUCGCCGCCAGCCCAGAACUCAUCUCACCCCGUCGGACUUGUGCAGUUCUCGAUGUGGAGCCACGACGUGGUCAAUGGGCAAUACCUGAAGAUCCCGCCUCGUGUGAUGUUCCUCACGCAGAUCUGGGGCACCAUCCUCGGUACGCGCAUCGUGAACUACGUCGUCAUGAUCUCCGUCGUCGACGCCCAGCGCGAGAUCCUCCUCCAGCCCCGCGGCACGAACAUCUGGAGCGGCCAGUACCCGCAGUCCCUCAACAGCGCCGCGGUGACCUGGUCGCUCGCGAAGGAGCUCUACGGUCCCAGCGGGCCCUACUUCUGGAUCCCGCUCAGCCUCCUGCUCGGCAUGAUCCCCACCGCGAUCCAGUGGCUCAUCGUCAAGCGCUACCCGACGAUCCGCGGCUUCCGCGUGGACUCGGUCGUGCUCCCGAUCAUCUACCAGUACUCGUCCUGGAUGUCCGCGGGGACGAACUCGCCCGUGUUCGCGUCCGUGCUCGUCGGGCUCGCGUCCCAGCUCUGGCUCCGCCGCUACCACCCGGCCUGGUUCCGGAAGUACAACUACGUGCUCGGCGGCGCGCUCGACGGCGGCGCGCAGGUCAUGGUCUUCGUCCUCAGCUUCGCCGUCUUCGGCGCCUCGGGCGUGCCCAGGCCGUUCCCCGCCUGGGCGGGCAACCCCGCCGUCGGCAACGUGGACUACUGCAACGGGAACGGGGCGUUGGAUUGA